AUGCCUUCCAAUAGAGCCGCAUACCUAACGUCCGCAAAAUCAACUCCUCUCCAGGUCAAGUCCGUCCCCUACACAAAGCCAGACGCUCUGGAGAUCGUGAUCAAGAGUCAUGCCGCGGCCAUCAACCCGCUUGAUCACAUCAAGCAGAGCAUGGGCGACCUGCUCUUCAACUGGGUAAGCUACCCAGCUAUCCUGGGAAGCGACGUGGCGGGCGAAGUGGUCGAGGUCGGAAAGGACGUCGCGCGGUUCAAGGUCGGAGAUCGUGUCGUCGGCCACGCCAUUGGCCUGGCGAAGAAGCACAACUUUGCUUCACACUGCGGGUUCCAGAAAUACACCGUCCUUCUGACGCACAUGGCGUCGCAUAUUCCAGCCACAAUCCCUUAUGUGGAUGCGGCCGUGAUCCCGCUGGGGCUAUCCACUGCAGCGUGUGGGCUGUUCCAGACGGACCAGCUCGCCAUGCAACUUCCCUCGGUGCCGGCUGCAAAACCCACGGGCAAGACUCUGCUUGUAUGGGGUGGAUCGACGAGCGUAGGUUGUAACGCGAUCCAGCUCGCCAUCGCGGCCGGAUACGAGGUCAUCACCACCGCCUCACCACGGAACUUUGAGCUCGUCAAGCGUCUCGGUGUAGCGGAAGCGUUCGACUAUAGGAGCCCAACCGUGGUGGAGGACAUCAAGAAGGCGAUCAAAGGGAGAAUUUCAGCUGGGGCACUGUCAAUCGGCCAAGGCGCGGCGGAAAAAUGCCUGGACAUUCUCACCACUUGCAGAGGGAACAAGUUCCUCUCCAUGGCCAGCUACCCCUUUCCCCAGACGCCUCCCGAGCGCUUCGUCGUGCCCCAGAUCGCCUUCCACUAUAUCACGUCACUGAUAUUUCUGUGGAUCAAGGCCAGAAGGCACGGCAUCCGGCGUAAGUUCAUCUUUGGCGAUACGUUGGUCGACAAUGAAAUCGGGCCUGCAAUGUAUGAGCACUUUCUCCCAGAAGCUUUGGCCGCACGGUCGUUUGUUGCAGCACCGAAGUCUGAAGUCGUGGGUCAUGGGCUCGAGAGCAUACAGCAUGCCAUGGACCUGCACAAGAAGGGUGUCAGUGCGAAGAAGAUUGUGGUGACUUUAUGA
Messenger RNA from Cladophialophora psammophila CBS 110553, 1110 nucleotides. RefSeq lists its product as uncharacterized. The transcript has a single exon. The record is from RefSeq and is a predicted model, not a curated record. Lineage: Eukaryota; Fungi; Ascomycota; Eurotiomycetes; Chaetothyriales; Herpotrichiellaceae. The coding region runs from base 1 to 1110 and encodes 369 amino acids. Gene Ontology annotation, molecular function: oxidoreductase activity, acting on NAD(P)H.